AGUGAGGAAAGUAAAUUCAAAUCAUAAACACUUUGCACACAGUGUCUGCUCUUAAAAUGAUUUUCAUUAUAAAUCGCAAUGCUUAAGCUUAUAAAGUCAAGUUACAUCUUUCCACUCUCGAAACCGAGAAUCUUUUUUAAUUAAAAUGUGAUAUUAACCGCUGGAAAGUAUACUGUCCAAUUGAUAUUGGAGCUGAGUUUAAAGUAUUACUCUGUAAAAGUGUCUGGAAAUAAGGCUUAUAUAGUACGCAAUGAAGAUGGGAUUGACUUCGACGCCCCUGAGGCGUCGCAGCUGUUUUUUAGCUUUUAUACUCGUUUUGGUACCUUGCACUAUACUAUUUCUAGUGAUAGGGACAGAUUUUACAGCUGAGCAAACUAUGUCACAACGAGUAGCUGAAUUUCAAAUGCGUAUGCAAUACUUAGAAUCUAUGUACCGAGCGAAGCAAGAAGACGUAGCCAUCCUGUCCCAAUACCUGGGAUUCUCUAAUCAAAAUGGCGAUGCGCCCAACAUGACUAUAAAUUUGAAUUUACUGGACGGAUUAAGUGCCGAUUCCCGUUCCAUGAUUCGUAAUGCAUCCGCCUCAGCCAAGUUGCCUGCUAAUUUAAAGUUACCGACUGCCUUCCACUUUUUACCCCAUCUCCUUGAUGACCCCGCUUCUCUAAGGCCGGCUUUCCUUCAAUCCAAGAACCGACAGGGUGUUUCGAUCGUGUUGGGCAUACCGACAGUCAAACGCGAUAAACAAUCAUAUCUGCUGGAAACAGUUGACAAUCUUAUAGCAAAUAUGGACGAGGAAGAGCAGAACGAAACCAUGAUCGUUGUUUUCGUGGGAGAAUCGGAGUUGGGUUACGUUAACCAGGUCGCAAACAGCAUCAAUACCAGGUUCCCAACCUUUGUAGAUAGCGGGUUUAUUGAGAUUUUGGCCCCAGCUUCCAGCUACUACCCGGAUAUGUCUCGAUUAAGGCAAACUCUGAACGAUUCAGUGGAGAGAGUUAAAUGGAGGUCGAAGCAGAAUCUGGAUUUCGCUUACUUAAUGGCCUAUGCCCAACCAAAAGGAGCAUUUUACGUACAGCUAGAAGACGAUAUACUAACCAAAAAAGGAUUUGUUAGUAUUAUGAAAAAUUACGCCCUAGAGAAAACGGCUAAAAAAGAACAAAGUCAAUGGUUUGUGCUGGAUUUUUGCCAAUUAGGAUUUAUAGGCAAAAUGUUCAAGUCAGCUGAUCUACCAUGGCUAAUAACAUUCUUCCAAAUGUUUUUCAACGAAAAGCCAGUUGAUUGGCUACUGUAUCAUCUUAUUUAUACAAAAGUUUGUAGUGUUGAAAAGGAUGCGAAAACCUGCAAACAAGAAAUAUCCAAGCUGUGGAUCCACUAUAAACCAUCCCUAUUUCAGCACAUAGGAACAACUUCAUCUCUUAAAGGAAAAGUACAAAAACUGAAAGAUAAACAGUUUGGUAAAAUUCCGACAUUCUAUCCCCAUAAAAAUCCUCCAGCUGUAGUGAAAACAGGUAUACAGCAUUAUAAAGCCUAUACAUUGCAAAAAGCAUACACUGGAGAAAGCUUUUUCUGGGGCCUAAUGCCGCAGCUUGGCGAUUUGAUUGAAAUCAAAUUUAAAGAAUCCGUGGCACUUAAAAGGUAUCUAUUUCGAAGUGGCAGCUUCGAGCAACCGUCGGACAGGUUCUACAACACAACGAUCGAAGUUCUACCGGUCAAUUUGUCUGAAGAUUCGCCAGUUUGGAGCAAUUACAACACUACCAGCGAUGGUUUCCUCGUGGUUGGGAUAUUCAAUGAUUUCGGCAUAGCGGAAGGAGUUGUCGAUUCGAAAAUAGGGGAAAUAAAAGAACUACGUUUGCAUGUUUACAGUGAUAGCCAAAAUUGGGUAAUCCUUAGAGAGAUCUUGCUUCAAGUUUACUCGGUUCGGUGACGUAAGCGUUACCGUGUUCUAGUCCAGCCUGAUAGUUUUAACGUAGAAUCGAUGCGCGACCCAGCAAAACGGCGUCAAAUGAGUCUGAUGAAACUUGAACGAGAAAUAUCAACGCGGCAACUGCAGAAUACUAAGACAAAGCUCUAAUUUUUGUAUUAAACGAAGAAAAAGAAAAAAAAAAAGAUAAUCGAUGGAGUGACGACCCUGAGCGUUAUUUGUGAAGCACCUUUUUACGUAUACAUAACGAAUAAAGCCACUCUACAGUUACCAUAAUUGUUGAGCAAUUCAUAAGGUUACAUUUGUACGCAAUAGCACGAAUAUAAGCAAAACAAACAAAAAACAAUGUGUCAUUAAGCAUAAAUGUCAAGUUCCAAACAAAAUAGUCGUACAUAACGAAAACCAGUGUGUACUAAUGUGAAUGUUAUUGUUACCAAACAAACAAGGAGUUUUGCAAAAAUUCCUACCUAGAUUAUGGCUCUGCAAAUGCUUAUUUAUAUAAAAGUAUUGUCCAUGUGAAGCUGUUUGUAAUUUUUUUUAUACACAAUUGGAUAUUUGCAAAAUGUGGUGAUUGAUAAAAUUCCUAAAUUAUUCGAAUUAAAUUCUCAGUUUGUGAUUAAA
This is a messenger RNA of Uranotaenia lowii, 2536 nucleotides long. RefSeq names its product alpha-1,3-mannosyl-glycoprotein 4-beta-N-acetylglucosaminyltransferase B (gene Mgat4a). The record is from RefSeq and is a predicted model, not a curated record. Gene Ontology annotation, cellular component: endoplasmic reticulum-Golgi intermediate compartment; endoplasmic reticulum; Golgi stack. Gene Ontology annotation, biological process: protein N-linked glycosylation. The transcript has 8 exons. The coding region runs from base 251 to 1918 and encodes 555 amino acids. Lineage: Eukaryota; Metazoa; Arthropoda; Insecta; Diptera; Culicidae. Gene Ontology annotation, molecular function: acetylglucosaminyltransferase activity.